This is a messenger RNA of Gekko japonicus, 1138 nucleotides long. It is a transcript of the gene NOP53, whose product is annotated as glioma tumor suppressor candidate region gene 2. The annotation marks the transcript as partial. Gene Ontology annotation, molecular function: 5S rRNA binding. The record is from RefSeq and is a predicted model, not a curated record. NCBI's taxonomy places the organism in Eukaryota, Metazoa, Chordata, Lepidosauria, Squamata, Gekkonidae. The transcript has 11 exons. Gene Ontology annotation, biological process: ribosomal large subunit assembly; rRNA processing. Gene Ontology annotation, cellular component: nucleolus.
UGGCCCCGUGUCAGAGAAGCCGGAUGAGAGCUUGUUCUUUGUGGAUACCGGCGAUGAGGAGAAAGACCGCAAACAGAACCGUGCCAAAGAGAAACCGUUGAAGGUCGACUUGAUCCUGCAGAUAGAUUCCAAGGUGCCGGCCCCCAAAGACAUCCUCGCCCACCAAGUCCCCAACGCCAGGAAGCUGAAGCGGAAGCAGCAGCUGUGGGAGAAGCUGGCCGAGAAGGGGGUGGUGCCCCGGAAGGAGAGGCUCCUCCAGGAGAGGUUGCGGAAAGCACCGGCGGAAAAAACCUCUUCCCUGGGACCCGGAAGCGCCACAAGUCCCUCCAGGGCGUUCUAUGACAUCUGGUCGGACUCAAAUCCCCUGGAUCAAGUCCUAGCUGGGAAGGACACGUGGUUCUUGGAGCAGACCAAAAAGAAGCCAGUGAAACGACCAGGGAGGCUGCUGAAGACUCCGUCGCAGCUGCCGGCCGUGGAGGUCAUCGCCCCCGGGGGGUCUUACAAUCCCAGCUUCCAAGCCCAUCAGGCUCUGCUCCUCCAGGCCCACGAAGUCGAGCUGAAGAGGAAAGACCUCCCGAUCGGUGGUCAGUGCGGUGCCGCCACUGGGGUGUGGAGCAGUGCUGGUUGGCCGAAGCCGGCCGGUUGCCAGAAGCCCCGCCUGGAGACAGUCUUCCGGGAACAGUGUGAGGGGCUUCUGGAGGAGGACAACUCUGGCGACGAGGAGGAGCACGGGGAGCCCUCGAAGCCGGAGAAGGAGGCGCUUCAGGCGGGCUCAGGUCCGGCUCCCCCCUUGACCCCGGCGGCCGUGGUAGAGAAGAAGACAGAGAGGCAGCGGAAGAAGGAGAAGGAGGCCAAGCGGCUGGUACCAAGACCCGGAUCUGGACUUGCAGCUGAGCACGGAACUGGCGGAGUCCUUGAGGACGCUGAAGGCCCCUUGGCCCCGGCCCUGGCAACCGCUCUCCGAGCUGCCCUUCAGAAGCAGCCGCAGCGGUUGGGGCAGCCUCCCGGGCCACCGGCCAAAAGAGCCCGGGAGCUGAGCGAGAAGGCGGCGCGGCUCCGGCGCCAGGAGGUCUUCCAGCUGCGCUCGAUCGGGCUGCAGGUGAAGCGCCGGGAGGCGGAGCUGCUGCGGCGGAGGCGG